ACAUCUUUCUCCCUUUCAUGGAUCUCAUCUUGGCAUCCGUCAUGGACUACAUACAGACGGACCAUGGGCGACCAACACCUUCCCUUGUCAAGAUGCUCGAUCGGGAGAGGUGGUUUUGACAUGCCGCCACCCCCAUUUCUCACCCCCACCAAAUUGUUCAGUUUCUUCCAAAGCGGAGUUGCAGUACCACACAGGUUGGCAAAGGGGGAGGCACAGGACCACAAACCUCCAGAACUCAGAUCGAUAGCCAAACGCCCAUAACAAAUGUUCUCCGGCGACAUGGCCGCCGGGCGGUGGAGGGAGCUGCACGGCAGCAACCACUGGGAGGGCCUGCUGGACCCGCUAGACGUGAACCUCCGGCGCUGCCUCAUCACCUACGGCGAGAUGAUCAUGGCCACGUACGAGGCGUUCAUCGGCGAGAGCCGGUCCCCGAACGCCGGGAUGUGCCGGUACCGCCGCGCCGACCUGUUCCGGCGCGUGGACGUGUCCCGCCCCGGGUGGUACGAGGCCACGCGGUACCUCUACGCCACGGCCAGCGCCGAGGUGCGCGGGAAGGUGCUCCUCCGGCCGCUCUGCCGGCAGGGCCGCGCCAGGGAGUGCAACUGGAUGGGGUAUGUCGCCGUGGCCACGGACCAGGGCGCCGCCGCGCUCGGGCGCAGGGACAUCGUCGUGGCGUGGCGCGGCACGCAGCGCGCGCUCGAGUGGGUGGCCGACCUCAAGCUCGCGCUCGCCUCGGCGGCGGGUAUCCUGGGUCCGGAGGGCGCCGGCGGCUCCGACCCGUCGGUGCACCGCGGGUACCUGUCGCUUUACACGUCGGCCGACGAAGGCUCCAACCUGAGCAAGCAGAGCGCCAGAAUGCAGGUGUUGACAGAGAUCGCAAGGCUAAUGGACAAAUACAAGGACGAGGAGACGAGCAUCACCGUGGUUGGCCACAGCCUCGGCGCGACCAUGGCCACCCUGAACGCCGCCGACAUCGUCGCCAAUGCCUACAACAAGACCCCGGGCUACGACAGCCGCCGUGCUCCGGUGACAGCCAUCGUGUUCGGCAGCCCACGCACGGGGGACCGCGACUUCCGGGACGUCUUCCACCGCCUCCCGGACCUCCGGAUGCUCCGCAUCCGGAACAGGCCGGACCGCAUCCCGCACUACCCGCCCGUGGGCUACGCCGACGUGGGCGUCGAGCUGCUCAUCGACACGCGCCGGUCGCCGUUCCUCAAGCCCCACGGCAACGAGUCGCAGUCGCACGACCUCGAGGUCCACCUCCACGGCGUCGCCGGCUGGCAGGGCGACCACGGCGGGUUCGAGCUGGUGGUGGACCGGGACGUUGCGCUGGUGAACAAGUUCGACGACUGCCUCGCCGACGAGUACCCGGUGCCCGUGGGCUGGAAGGUGCACCACAACAAGAAUAUGGUGAAAGGGCCCGACGGGAGGUGGGUCUUGGAGGACCAUGAGCCAGACUACGAAGACGAGGAUGACAACGUCGACUUGUAGAGCAACCAGAAACAAGCAUGAUUUGGACGUCGUCCAGUCCCGCCAGGCGAAGCCAGCCGAUUGUGUUUUGUGUUGCUACUAUUGAUCUUAUCCCGAUGUUUUGAAAGGUCUUGGGAGCACUGAAUGGUGAAAUGAAUUAUAUGUCUAACAAUAAUUAAAGAUAUUAAA
Molecule: messenger RNA, 1659 nt
Organism: Sorghum bicolor (sorghum)
Lineage: Eukaryota; Viridiplantae; Streptophyta; Magnoliopsida; Poales; Poaceae
Product: phospholipase A1-II 2
Exons: 3
Coding region: 265-1491 (408 amino acids)
Biological process (GO): lipid metabolic process
Molecular function (GO): glycerophospholipid phospholipase A1 activity
Source: RefSeq, a predicted model, not a curated record